This is a messenger RNA of Homo sapiens (human), 23527 nucleotides long. It is a transcript of the gene STARD9, whose product is annotated as StAR related lipid transfer domain containing 9. Gene Ontology annotation, molecular function: microtubule motor activity; microtubule binding; lipid binding. NCBI's taxonomy places the organism in Eukaryota, Metazoa, Chordata, Mammalia, Primates, Hominidae. Bases 8205 to 22103 code for a protein of 4632 amino acids. Gene Ontology annotation, cellular component: cytoplasm; nucleus; centriole. Gene Ontology annotation, biological process: microtubule-based movement. The record is from RefSeq and is a predicted model, not a curated record. The transcript has 31 exons.
GGCACGGUGGCUCACGCCUGUAAUCCCACCACUUUGGGAGGCCGAGGUGGGCAGAUCAUGCCGUCAGGACUUCAAGACCAGCCUGGCCAGCGUGGUGAAACCCCGUCUCUACUAAAAAUACAAAAAUUAGCCAGGCAUGGUGGUGGGCACCUGUAAUCCCAGCUACUCGGGAGGCUGAGGCGGGAGAAUCCCUUGAACCCGGGAGGCGGAGGUUGCAGUGAGCUGAGAUCGUGUCACUGCACUCCAGCCUAGGUGACAGAGCGAGACUCCGUCUCAAAAAACAAAAACAGAAAACAGCAGUUCAUAAAGAUAUAUAGUCAAGGAUUUUUUUUUUUUUUUCCAGGAGUCUUGCUCUGUCGUCCAGGCUGGAGUGCAGUGACACCAUCUUGGCUCACUGCCAUCUCUGUCUCCUGGGUUCAAGUGAUUCUCCUGCCUCAACCUCUGGAGUAGCUAGGAGUAUAGGAGCCCACCAUCAUGCUGGCUAAUUUUUUUGUAUUUUUAGUAGAGAGAGCGUUUCACUAUGUUGGCCAGUCUGGUCUCAAACUCCUGACCUCAAGUGAUCCGAUGCCUCCGCCUCCCAAAGUGCUGGGAUUACAGGCAUGAGCCACCACACCCAGCCAUGGUCAAGGAUGUUUACUGGAAACAUUGUUAGUAAGGAUAAGAUAGUAGAAACAAAGUGAUUGCUCGUAAUAGUUGAAUCAGUUUUGGUAUAUUCAUAGGAUGAAAUACAUUGCAUCUUCCUUGGAAGAAUUUCCAUGAAAUGGUAUUGACUGAAAAAGAAUAUGACAGCAUCCCAUUUUUUAGUUAAAAAAUUAUUUAAUAACAUCCCAUUUUUAAAAAAUAUUAAAAAACAUCCCAUAUAUAUAUAUGGGUUAUAUAUAAAACCCAUAUUAUAUAUAUAUAAAAAUGUGUGUGUUUAUGAUUAUGACUAUGGGAGGAACAAGAAAGGAUGCCUGAUGUUAACAUGUUAUCUGGGAGUGAGAAUUAACAUAGGAGGAAAGAGAGAAGGGAGAUGAAAAGGAGAUUAAAAAAAAAAAAGGAGAUAAAGCGUUCCCACCUCAGCAUGAAUGCUGUCUCAAUUAUUUUAAAUAGUAUUUUGUGUAACUGUGGCUGUAUGUGUACACAUGAAAAAGAAGAGUUAUAUGCAUAGCUAAUAGAUACAGUCUUUAUGUCCAUGAUAUGUGAUAAAAAGCAGGUUGAUGUAUAUUGUAUGUAUCUAUUUCAGUAAAAAUAAAACAAAGACCACAAAAAUCCUUGUAUAUGUGGAGAAAGGUAUGGAAGGAAACACAUCAGGCCACUAUUUGAGUACUUCAAUGAGUAGGAUUGGGGUGAGCUUUUUCUCAAACAUUGUAUUUUUUUUUUCGCUUGGUAUAAGAAGUGAGCAUUGUUUGUAAUUUGAAAAACAGCAAAGAAAAAAUGUAAUUGUGUUCUACUCAUUUAAUAAUGGCCAUGUGGGUGAAACUUGUGCAAAUGAAAAGGUUAAUAUGUGCAAUGAAAAGGUUAAUAAUAGGCAAAAAGACUCCAGAAAUGAUUUAUGUGCAAAUGAAAGGUUAAUAAUGGGCAAAAGACUCCAAAAACGAUCAACAAAUGGGAGUGGGAUCAGAUUUUAUUACUUUUGGCCAAAGGCCAUUUCAAAAUAUUAGUAAGACUGUUAUUCAGAAAUACUGAAGGGGAGACAUGGUAAAGUUUCUUCCACUGUAAAGUGAAACAACGGAAAGUAAGGAACCUUGAGGAACAAUUUUAAAUUGUAGAGUAAUAGCUUAGUGUUCAACAGAUAAGAUUUGCCUUUCCUGAUAACUCUGCCAACAGAGUUAUUUUGUUAGCGGCAGAAUAUCACAGUGGUUCAGAGCAAGAGCUUUGUUUAGAAGUACCUACUACUAGCUGUGUGCCUUCAUUUUUCUCAUAGGAAAGUUAGAGAAUGGCCGGGUGCAGUGGCCCAUACCUGUAAUCCCAGCACUUUGGGGGGCUGAGGUGGGCGGAUCACCAGGUCAGGAGAUCGAGACCAUCCUGGCUAACACGGUGAAACCCCAUCUCUACUAAAAAUACAAAAAAUUAGCUGGGUGUAGUGGCGGGCACCUGUGGUCCCAGCUACUCGGGAGGCUGAGGCAGGAGAAUGGCACGAACCCAGGAGGCAGAGGUUGCAGUGAGCUGAGAUCGCGUCACUGCACUCCAGCCUGGGUGACAGAGCGAGACUUCCUCUCAAAAAAAAAAAAAAAAAAAUACAAAAAGAAAGUUAGAGAAUAACAGUAACUACUUCAUAAAUGUAUUGUAAGGAUUAAAUGAGUUAAUCUUUAAGGUGCUAAGAAGUAAUCUAAUACAAAAAUAAUUCCUGAGUUAAGUGUUAUUAGCUAUAUGGAUCUAAAAUGCUGGUUUUGAAUAGAACACUUCUAAUGAAGUAUUCAUUGUGUAAAAGAAUCCUAACAAUUCACCUUACACAGUAAGAGCCGUGCCCAGCACAGUGUUUUGCUUUAGUACAUGCUUUACAAAUACUGGUGGAAUAAAUAAUUUUCAUUCCUUUCACAUAAUUUUAUUAGAGUGUCUGAUUAGUUCAACAUUAUUUCACAUAUUUUGAUUAAUAUAGGAUUUCAGAAAUUAAUGCCAGUCAAAUUAAUGUUUGACUUCAGAAAAUUAGGAGGAAAAGAACAUUUAUAGGGUGAUAACUAUUACCUAUAAUAAUUUUUUUUUCUUUGGAGACAGAGUUUUGCUCUUCUUGUCCAGGCUGGAGUACAGUGGCACGAUGUUGGCUCACUGCAACCUACUCCUCCCAGGUUCAAGGGAUUCUCCUGCCUCAGUCUCCCGAGUAGCUGGGACUAGGUGAUAAUAGUUAUCACCCUAGUUGGAAUUGGAUUCAAGAAUGAAAGCGACUCCUGUGUACAUAAAUAUACACAGCUUUCAAUGGGGGGAAUGUGAGUAUGCUAACUUGUGCUUUCAACAGUCAUUACACAUUAUCACAACUUUAUAUAGAAAAGGAAUCUAAACAAUUUUGUUUAUUGUACUACCAUUUGAUUUUUAAAUUCUCUUUCACUGUUGUUUUCAUUCCUUCGUUUUUGUUUAAAUUUUUAUUUUGUUCUUUUCUUUUCUAGAGACAGGGUCUUGCUCUUUUGUUCAGGCUGGAGUGCAGUGGCACGAUUAUAGCCCACUGCAGCCUCAACGUCCCAGGCUCAAGCGAUACUUCCACCCCAGCCUCAGCCUCCAGAGUAGCUGGGAAUGCCAGCAUGCACUAUGACACUCUGCUAAUUUUUUUAUUUUUUGUACAUACGGGGUCCCACUAUCUUAUUGAGGUUAGUCUGAAACUCCUGGGCUCAAGUGAUCCUCCUGCCUGGCCUCUCAAGGUGCUGGGAUUAUAGGCAUGAGCCACCGUGCCUAGCCCAUUCCUUCAUUUAGUACACACUUUAUGUAUUUAGUAGUAUACUUUUAUUAUGUAUUUCUUUAGUAUACACUUUUAUUUACUAUUUAUUUAUGAUUUACAGGGCCUUGCUGUCUCCCAGGCUGGAGUGCAGUGGUGUGAUCAUAGCUCACUGCAUUCUUGACCUCCUGAGCUCAAUUGAUCCUCUUGCCUCAGCCUCCUGAGUAGCUGGGAGUACAGGUGUGCGCCACCACACCUGGCUAAUUUUUGUAUUUUUUGUAGAGAUGGGGUCUCCCUAUGUUGCCCAGGUUGGUCGUGAACUCCUGUGCUCAAGUGAUCCUCCUGCUUCAGUCUCCCAAAGUGCUAGGAUUACAGGCAUGAGCCGCCACACCCUGCCACUAUACACUUUUAUUUGUGUUGAUUUUGUUAAUUUAUAUUGGGCUAGAUAAUCAUCCAUUUCAUCUAGGUUUCCAAAUAUAUGGUGCUAGAGUAUAUCACUAUGCAUGAAUGUCCUCUUCUAAUUUAAAAAAUACUUGAAAAAAAAGUUGUCUUUUUUUAUUUUUAUUUUUUAUUUAUUUAUUUUUUUGAAUCUUGCUCUGUCACCAGGCUGGAGUGCAGUGGUGUGAUCUCGGCUCACCGCAACCUCUGCCUCCUGGGUUCAAGCGAUUCUCCUGCCGCAGCCUCCCGAGUAGCUGGGACUACAGGAGUGCACCAGCACGCCUGGCUAAUUUUUGUAUUUUUAUUAGAGAUGGGGUUUCACCAUCUUGACCUUGUGAUCCACCUGCCUCGGCCUUUCAAAGUGCUGGGAUUAGAAGUGUGAGCCAUCGCGCCUGGCCAACAGUUUUGUCUUUUAUAUAUGGUUCUUUUUUCUUGUCCCCAGAUAUUUUUUUUAAUCUUUUCCUAUCUUAAUCUGGCAUUAUCUAUUUCAUUGUUUUUCCAAAGAAAUUGCUUUUGUAAAUAUUUAUUCUUUAUAACACAUUUUGUUUUCUAGUCUGUUAAUUUCAGUUUUUACUCUUUUAUUUCAGUUUUUCACUCUUCCUAAUUUUGUUGAAUUUUUAAAAAUUUAAAUUUACAUAUGGUAAAGUUUACUUUUUUGGUGUACAUUUCCAUGAAUAUUUACACAUGCAUAGAUUCUUGUAAUCACCACAGACAGGACACAGAAUGAUUUGAACAACUCCAGGAAUUCCCAAGUGCUGCCCCUUUGUAUUCACACUAUCCUGCCACCCUAACCCCUGGCAACCACUGAUAUGCUUUUUGUUCCUUUAGUUUUGCUUUUUCCAGAAUCUCAUACAUAGACUUAAUGUAGUAUGUAACCUUUUAAGACGGGAUUUUCAGCCUGGGCAACAAAGUGAGACAUCUCUACAAAAAAUUAAAAAAAAAUUAGCCGGGCAUGGUGGCACACAUCUGUAGUCCCAGCUACUUGAGUAGCUGAGGUGGAAGGGGAGGGGUUUUAGGUUGCAGUGAGCCAAGAUCGUGCCACUGCACUCCAGCCUGGGUGACAGCGCAAGACUGUCUCAAAAAAAAAAAAAAAAUUCUCGUAAGGAACAUGCAGCCUAGAACCCUCGCAGGCACCUGUGCAGUUUAAUAGGGUUCACACUCUUGUGAAAAUGUAAUGCCUCUGCUGAUCUGACAGGAGGCAGAGCUCAGGCAAUGAAGUGAGCAAUGGGAGAGUAGCUGUAAAUACAGAUGAAGCUUUACUUGCUCCUCGCCUGCCUGCCCACCACUCACCUCCUGCUGUGUGGCCUGGUUCCUGGUUGGGGAGCCCUGACUCAAGCUUUACCCAAUUUCUUUUGGUUUAUUUUGCUUUUGUUCCCACUCAUUCCUUAAGAUGAAUAUACUGUUGAGCUAAUCAAUGGCUAACUUGCCCUAAGGCUUGAGGUUGGGGUUGAAUAAACGAGAGGCCUUUAUUCAGAUCAGCAGGAGGGGUUUCCUCCAGUAGGAUUGUUUUGUUCUGGCAUCUUUUAACUUUAAAGCUUCCCUUAAGCUGGUUUCUCUUCAUGAUUCUCCUUCCAGGUGACCAUCUCUUUCCCUUGGCUCUUUGGGCCCAGCAGUGGUGAAUUUCCAUUUUUGUUGGUUCUAGGUUACUGGACUACUCUUUGUGGUUUCCUGCUUCUCACAGUUGACCUAAAAGGAAGAAGCUGAGGCAAAAUAAGCAGAAAGUUUGUUUGGGCCAACUUGAGCAUUGCAACCUGGGAGCAGAGGUUCAAGUUGCCCUGAAUAUACACUCCAAUUAGCAGCAGUUAUAAGUAGAUUUUUUUUUUUUUCCGAGACUAUGUCUCUACAGAAAAUUAAAAAAUUAGCUGGGCAUGGUGGCUCGCACCUGUAUUCCCAGCUACUCCAGAGGCUGAGGCAGGAGGGUUGUUUGAGCCUGGGAGGUCAAGGCUGCAGUGAGCUGUGAUCACACCACUUCAUUCCAGUCUGGGUAACAGAGUGAGACCUGUCUCAAAAAAAAAAAAUUUUCAGGAAAUUAAAGUGUUAAUUGCUGCCAUCUAAUCCUUAGACUUCAUUCAGGAUUCACUGAUUGUCCUAGUAAGAUCCUUACAGCAAAAAGAUUAAGUUCAGCAUCACUUGUUGCAUUUAGUUAUCUUAACUCUAGUCUAAUUCAGUCUGGAAUAGGUCCUCAGUUUUUCCCUGAUGUUCAUGAUCUUAACACUUACGAAGAUUACAGGCCAAUUAUUUUGUAGAAUGUCCCUUUUAUUUUAUUUUAUUUUAUUUUAUUUUAUUUUAUUUUAUUUUGGAGACAGAGUUUCCCUGUGUCGCCCAGGCUGGAGUGCAGUGGCACAAUCUUGGCUCACUGCAACCUCCACCUCCAAGGUUCCAGCAGUUCUCCUGCCUCAGCUUCCUGUGUAGCUGGGAUUAUAGGUGCCUGCCACCAUGCCUGGUUAAUUUUGUAUUUUUAGUAGAGAUGGGGUUUCACCAUGUUGGCCAGUCUGGUCUCGAACUCCUGACCUCAAGUGAUCCACCCGCCUCAGCCUCCCAAAGUGCUGGGAUUAUAGGGGUGAGCCACCACCUGGUAUACAUGUCCCUUAAUUUGGAUUGUCCAGUGUCUCCUCAUGAUUACAUUCAGAUUAUGUAUCCUUGAUACCAGUAUCACUGAAUUUACUUUGAUUGCUUGAUUAAGGUGGUGUCUGCCAGAUUUUUUUCACUGUAAAGUUACUCUUUCUCUUCUUUGUAAUUAAUAAAUAUUUUGUAUUUAAUAAAUAUUUUGUAGGAAGUACUUUGAAACUAUGUAUUCCGGCCCUCAUCAGACUUUCAAAUUAUUUAUAUCUGUGAUCCAUGGUUAUAUUAUAUAUUAUAUCUUUGAUUCAUGGUUUCUCAUUUUAUACAGUGGAUUACAACCUGUUACUAUCAUUGCUUAUUGUGUUAAAAGAAAAAUUUUAGACAAAUUUAACAGAGCUUAAUUGAGCAAAGAAGAAUUUACAAAUAAGGCAGCCCCUAGAACUACGAUAGGUUCAGAUACAGCCUGAGGCUGCCACAUGGUUGGAUAACACUUUUGGACAGAAAAAGGAAAGUGACAUACAGAAAACAGAGGGAUGAGGUACAGAAACAGCUGGAUUGGUUACAGCUCAUUUUCUUCAUUUGAACACAGUUUGAACAGUUGGCUGUCUGUGAUUGGUUGAAACUUGGCUACUUGUUACAAAAGUAGGUUACAGUCUGUUUAUACAUUUAGUUAGGUUAUAAUCACUAUGUAUGGAGAAACCCUUAGGACAAACUUAAAAUCUGCAAGGAGACAGCUUUAGGCUAAACUUAACAAUUGUGAUGCUCAUUUUGUUCCUGUUAGUGGAAAAUGAUAUUUAGAAACCAAGUUCUGGGUGCUAGAUGUGAUCAUUUCUGUUGGGGUAUCACUGUUUUCAGGUCCUCUUGGUAAAGUUAGACAAAGCUAGGGAAUAUAUAUUUGCAUAUACAUUUUCAUAUAUAUACACAUACAUUUAUCUAUUUCUUUUUCAAUCUAUAUUGAAGCCUAUGAAUUCUCACUGAUUCUGAUCUAAUACCAUACAAUUCAUUCUUUUUUGUUUCCUUGACUCUACAUUAAAGGAAAAUAAUUCAUUCUUGCUUUCUUCCUCUCCUAAUUUAUAACUCCUUUAUCUGAUGAUGAGGCUGGCUGUGGUGGUGUGCAACUGUAGUCCUAGCUACUUGGAGGCCACGGCAACUCCUUGAGCCCAGGAAUUCAAAGCUGUAGUGGGCUGUGAUUGUACCACUGCACUCCAGCCUGGGAGACAGAGUGAGACCCUUAAAAACAAAAAACAAAGAAAAAGAAUAAUGAAAAAUGAAAGCCAAGUUUCUCAUUAUCACCUGUAGCUCGCUCUCUCUCUCCCUCUCUCUCUCUCUCUCUGUCUCUCUCUUUUUUUAGAGACAGGGUCUCACUUUGUUGCUUACCCUGGAGCGCAGCUGCAUGAUCAUAGCUGAUUGCAACCUUGAACUCCUGGGCUCAAGUGAUCCUCCCACCUCCGACUCUUGAUUAGCUGGGACUUCAGGCAUGAGCCACUGCCCAGCGGAUGUCUCUCCGUUUUGGAUCCAUACUUCCUUGUUCAAAUAAAACUAACUUGAAGGAAGGGGUGGGGCAGAGAGAUUUGUUUGACUGUCUCUGUGGUUACUUGCCUGGGUAUCUGUUGUUCCUGAGGUGGGAGAUCUUUAGUUGUAACUAUGAACUUUCCAAGGUUGACAGUGAGGUAUUAAGAGAUGACAAAUGGAAGUACAAAGAUUUUUCAGAGGGAGUCAUGUGACAUGGUUGUUCUCCUGUUUUGUCCAGAGCUCUGAUGUUCUGAAGGAUUGAAAUGAAAAGGAUACAUUUUAUAUUUUAUGGUGAUACAGUCCUGGGGUCAACCUCACUGAAGAGAGGCCUUUAUCUGGGGACAUUAUGUGGGGCUUCAAGGUUUUCCAGGAUUUAGGGAUGGAAGUACUGUCUGGAGUUGCCAAAGGCUAUAACAUAUGCCUUUUUGCUUAUGGACAGACAGGCUCUGGGAAGACAUAUACCAUGCUGGGGACCCCAGCCUCUGUUGGGUUGACACCACGGAUAUGUGAGGGUCUCUUCGUCAGGGAGAAAGACUGUGCCUCACUGCCUUCCUCCUGUAGGAUAAAAGUAAGUUUUCUAGAAAUCUAUAAUGAACGGGUGCGGGAUCUGUUGAAGCAAUCUGGUCAAAAAAAGUCCUAUACCCUGCGGGUCAGGGAGCAUCCAGAGAUGGGGCCCUAUGUACAAGGUUUAUCUCAACAUGUAGUUACCAAUUAUAAGCAAGUAAUCCAACUCUUGGAGGAGGGAAUUGCAAACAGAAUCACAGCAGCCACCCAUGUUCAUGAGGCCAGCAGCAGAUCCCACGCCAUUUUCACGAUCCACUACACGCAGGCAAUCCUGGAGAACAACCUCCCUUCUGAAAUGGCUAGCAAGAUCAACCUUGUGGACCUAGCAGGCAGCGAAAGAGCAGAUCCCAGUUACUGUAAGGACCGCAUUGCUGAAGGAGCCAAUAUCAACAAGUCCCUUGUGACUCUAGGAAUUGUCAUCUCCACCUUAGCCCAGAACUCCCAAGUUUUCAGCAGCUGCCAGAGCCUCAACAGCUCAGUCAGCAAUGGUGGUGACAGUGGGAUCCUUAGCUCUCCUUCUGGGACCAGCAGUGGAGGGGCACCCUCCCGAAGGCAGUCUUAUAUCCCAUACCGAGACUCUGUGUUGACCUGGCUGCUGAAGGACAGCCUUGGAGGCAACUCUAAAACCAUCAUGGUUGCCACGGUGUCUCCUGCACACACUAGCUACAGUGAGACCAUGAGCACACUGAGAUAUGCAUCCAGUGCCAAAAACAUUAUCAACAAGCCACGAGUAAAUGAGGAUGCAAACUUAAAACUGAUUAGAGAACUCAGAGAAGAGAUUGAAAGACUGAAAGCCCUGCUGCUGAGCUUUGAACUGAGAAACUUCAGUUCAUUGAGUGAUGAAAACCUGAAGGAGCUGGUUCUCCAAAAUGAAUUGAAGAUAGACCAGCUGACUAAAGACUGGACCCAGAAGUGGAAUGAUUGGCAGGCCCUCAUGGAGCAUUACAGUGUGGACAUCAACAGGAGGAGGGCUGGGGUGGUCAUCGACUCCAGCCUGCCACACUUGAUGGCCUUGGAGGAUGAUGUGCUCAGCACAGGUGUUGUGCUCUAUCAUCUCAAGGAAGGGACAACAAAAAUAGGAAGGAUUGACUCAGACCAGGAACAGGACAUUGUCCUGCAGGGUCAGUGGAUUGAGAGAGACCACUGCACUAUCACCAGUGCCUGUGGUGUAGUUGUUCUACGACCUGCCCGUGGGGCCCGCUGUACAGUCAAUGGCCGGGAGGUCACUGCCUCCUGCCGUCUGACUCAAGGAGCUGUCAUAACCCUGGGGAAGGCACAGAAGUUCCGAUUCAACCACCCAGCAGAGGCUGCUGUCCUGCGGCAGCGAAGGCAGGUUGGAGAGGCUGCUGCUGGUCGUGGCUCGUUGGAGUGGCUGGAUUUGGAUGGAGAUCUCGCUGCCUCCCGGCUGGGUCUCUCCCCUUUGCUUUGGAAGGAAAGGAGAGCGCUUGAAGAGCAAUGUGACGAGGACCAUCAGACACCGAGGGAUGGAGAGACAUCCCACAGGGCCCAGAUUCAGCAGCAGCAGAGCUACGUAGAGGAUUUGAGGCAUCAAAUCCUAGCAGAAGAGAUUCGAGCUGCGAAGGAACUGGAAUUUGACCAAGCUUGGAUUAGCCAGCAGAUUAAAGAAAACCAGCAGUGUCUGCUCAGAGAAGAGACCUGGCUGGCCAGCUUGCAACAGCAGCAGCAAGAAGACCAGGUAGCAGAGAAAGAACUUGAGGCAUCUGUGGCACUUGAUGCUUGGCUUCAGACAGAUCCUGAGAUUCAGCCAUCCCCAUUUGUCCAAAGUCAGAAAAGGGUGGUGCACCUGCAGCUCCUGCGGAGACACACUCUUCGGGCAGCAGAGCGGAAUGUCCGGCGGAAAAAGGUCUCAUUCCAGCUAGAGAGAAUCAUCAAAAAGCAGAGGCUGCUGGAGGCCCAGAAGAGACUGGAGAAGCUCACGACAUUGUGCUGGCUCCAGGAUGACAGCACCCAGGAGCCCCCAUACCAGGUCCUCAGCCCUGAUGCCACAGUCCCACGGCCUCCAUGUAGAAGCAAAUUGACGAGUUGCAGUUCUUUGAGCCCCCAAAGACUCUGCAGCAAGCACAUGCCCCAGCUACACAGCAUUUUCCUAAGUUGGGAUCCCUCUACCACAUUGCCACCUAGGCCUGACCCUACACACCAAACAUCAGAGAAAACAUCAUCAGAAGAGCAUUUGCCACAGGCUGCUUCCUACCCUGCAAGGACAGGGUGCCUCCGCAAGAACGGCCUGCAUUCCUCAGGUCAUGGGCAGCCCUGCACAGCCAGAGCAGCCUUGGCCAGGAAGGGAGCCUCAGCUCCAGACGCUUGCCUCACCAUGAGUCCCAACUCUGUUGGCAUCCAGGAAAUGGAGAUGGGGGUUAAGCAGCCCCAUCAGAUGGUGAGCCAGGGCUUAGCAUCUCUGAGGAAAUCAGCUAACAAACUAAAGCCAAGGCAUGAGCCAAAGAUCUUCACCUCUACUACCCAGACCAGAGGGGCGAAGGGACUAGCAGACCCUAGCCACACACAAGCUGGGUGGCGAAAAGAAGGGAACCUUGGGACCCACAAGGCUGCUAAGGGAGCCAGUUGCAAUUCCUUGUAUCCUCAUGGACCCAGGCAGACUGCUGGGCACGGAAAGGCAGUCAAGACUUUUUGGACAGAAUACAAACCACCUUCUCCAAGCAGGGCAUCAAAAAGGCAUCAGAGGGUUCUGGCAACUAGGGUCAGAAAUAUUACCAAAAAGUCCUCUCACUUGCCUCUUGGCAGUCCUUUGAAGAGACAACAAAAUACAAGGGACCCAGACACCAUGGUCCCACUCACAGAUUUCAGCCCAGUAAUGGAUCAUUCAAGAGAAAAAGACAAUGAUUUAUCUGACACAGAUAGCAACUACUCAUUGGAUUCUCUCUCAUGUGUCUAUGCCAAAGCCCUGAUAGAGCCACUGAAGCCAGAGGAGAGGAAAUGGGAUUUCCCAGAGCCAGAGAACUCUGAAAGUGAUGACAGCCAACUAUCUGAGGACUCACUGGCUGAGAAGAGGUACCAAAGCCCCAAAAACAGGCUAGGGGGCAAUCGUCCCACCAACAACCGUGGCCAACCCAGGACCAGAACUAGAGCUUCUGUGAGGGGCUUCACUGCAGCCUCAGACAGUGACCUACUUGCUCAAACUCAUAGGAGCUUCUCCUUGGAUAGCCUGAUUGAUGCAGAGGAAGAACUGGGGGAAGAUCAGCAAGAAGAACCUUUCCCUGGUUCAGCUGACGAGAUACCCACAGAGACUUUUUGGCACCUGGAGGACUCUAGUCUGCCUGUAAUGGACCAAGAGGCAAUAUGCAGGCUUGGUCCCAUCAACUACAGAACAGCAGCUAGGCUGGAUGCCGUCCUGCCAAUGAGCAGUUCGUUUUACCUUGAUCCUCAGUUCCAACCCCAUUGUGAGCUCCAACCCCAUUGUGAGCUCCAACCCCAUUGUGAGCUCCAGCCCCAUUGUGAGCAGGCUGAAUCACAGGUAGAGCCAAGCUACUCUGAACAAGCCGACUCUCUCCAAGGCAUGCAGCUUUCAAGAGAGAGCCCACUGAUGUCCAUGGAUUCCUGGUUUUCCUGUGACUCUAAGAUCAACCCCAGCAGCCCCCCAGGAAUAGUGGGUUCUUUAUGUCCAAGUCCUGAUAUGCAGGAAUUUCACUCCUGUAAGGGGGAGAGGCCUGGAUACUGGCCAAAUACUGAGGAACUAAAGCCAUCAGAUGCAGAAACGGUUCUGCCAUAUAGCUCCAAACUGCACCAAGGCAGUACUGAGCUCCUCUGCAGUGCAAGAGAUGAGCACACAGCCUCUGCUGCUGAUACGUCUAGGCUGUCUCUCUGGGGAAUUCAAAGGCUUAUUCAACCAGGAGCUGAUGGCACCUUUCAGGGCAGAUGUAUCCCUGACAUGACCCAGCAGGGCAGCUCUGAAGCAUCCCACAAUUCUAGCGUAUCAAACGUGCUGGCUGCCUCUGCCACCACCUUGACUCAUGUAGGCAGCACCCAUGAAAGGGAUUGGUCUGCCCUUCAGCAGAAGUACCUCCUUGAACUCUCUUGUCCUGUUUUGGAGGCCAUAGGAGCACCCAAGCCAGCUUACCCCUACCUUGAGGAAGACUCUGGUUCCCUGGCCCAAGCUUCUAGCAAAGGAGGAGAUACUCUAUUGCCAGUUGGCCCUAGGGUAUCUAGCAAUCUGAAUCUCAACAACUUUCCAGUCCAUCUGUCCAGAAUCAGGCGUUUGAGGGCAGAGAAAGAACAGGACAGUUUAAAUGCCAAAUUAGAAGGUGUUUCAGAUUUCUUUAGCACUAGUGAGAAAGAGGCGAGUUAUGACGAAACUUAUUCGGCAGACUUAGAAUCAUUGUCUGCUUCUCGAUCUACAAAUGCACAGGUCUUUGCAACAGAGAACGCGAUACCAGAUUCCAUGACAGAAGCAUGUGAAGUCAAGCAGAACAACUUGGAAGAAUGCCUUCAGAGUUGCAGGAAACCUGGACUGAUGACUUCCUCUGAUGAGGAUUUUUUCCAGAAGAACGCUUGUCACAGUAAUGUCACUACAGCCACCAAAGCAGACCAUUGGUCCCAAGGCUGGGCUCCUCUCAGGAAAAAUAGUGCAGUCCAGCCAGGGCAAUUAAGUCCCGACAGCCACUACCCACUAGAGGAAGAGAAGACAGAUUGCCAGGAGAGCUCUAAGGAAGCAGUUAGAAGACACAUAAAUGUUUCCUUUGCCCUUCCUUCAGGUCCAGAGCUAUACCUUCACUCUGCUCCCUGGAAUCCAUUGUCAUCUUCCCUGCAGCCCCCACUCUUGGAAACAUUCUAUGUGACCAAAAGCAGGGAUGCCCUGACAGAAACUGCCUUAGAGAUUCCAGCUUGCAGAGAAGUAAGGGUACCCUCCCCACCCCCCAGGGAAGCCUGGGGCUUUGGUCACAACCACCAAGCUCUCCAAGGUGCUUAUUUGAAGAAUAAUUUGCCAGUGCUGUUACAAAACCAGAAUUCUAAGAUUGCCUCAUCUCAGCAGGUCACAGCUGAGAUACCAGUUGAUCUGAAUACCAGGGAAGUCAUCAGAGAAUCAGGUAAAUGCCCUGGAAAUAUUACAGAAGAAAGCCAUGAUUCAGUUUAUUCUUCUGUUACUCAGAACAGACAUUUUCUCCCCUCUACCAGCACAAAAGUAUGUGAAUUUGAAAACCAAGUUGUAAUUUUAAAUAAAAAACACAGUUUUCCAGCACUUGAGGGAGGAGAGGUCACUGCUCAGUCCUGUUGCGGUGCUUCCUCAGACAGCACUGAGUCUGGGAAGUCUCUCCUCUUUCGUGAAUCUGAGGCACGAGAGGAAGAAGAGCUGGAUCAGAAUACGGUUCUGAGGCAGACCAUCAAUGUAAGCCUUGAGAAAGACAUGCCAGGGGAAAGUGCUGUUUCUUUGAAAUCCAGAUCAGUAGAUCGUAGAGUAAGCAGCCCAGUGAUGGUGGCCCAGGGUGGUGGCCCAACCCCUAAGUGGGAAGGGAAAAAUGAAACUGGGCUUCUUGAAAAAGGUCUUCGUCCCAAAGAUAGCUCAGAAGAGUUUAAGCUUCCAGGUACAAAGCCUGCAUAUGAAAGGUUCCAGUUAGUUGCAUGCCCUCAGGAAAGAAACCCCAGUGAAUGCAAGUCACAAGAAAUGUUAAAUCCCAACAGAGAACCUUCUGGAAAGAAACAGAAUAAAAGAGUUAAUAAUACUGAUGAAAUGGCUAGGCUAAUUAGGAGUGUAAUGCAGCUGGAAAAUGGCAUCUUAGAAAUUGAAUCUAAGCAGAAUAAGCAGGUUCAUGCUUCCCACACACCAGGAACCGAUAAGGAGUUGGUGUUCCAGGACCAGAAGGAGCAGGAGAAGACUGACCAUGCCUUUAGGCCAGACAGCUCUGGAAACCCUUUGCCCUCUAAGGAUCAGCCAUCUUCUCCAAGACAGACAGAUGAUACUGUCUUUAGGGAUAGUGAAGCUGGAGCGAUGGAGGUUAACAGCAUUGGGAACCAUCCCCAGGUCCAGAAAAUCACCCCAAACCCCUUCAGGUCAAGGGAAGGUGUACGAGAGAGUGAACCUGUGAGAGAGCACACCCACCCAGCUGGAUCGGACAGACCUGCCAGGGAUAUUUGUGAUUCUUUAGGGAAACACACAACUUGCAGAGAGUUCACCAACACUUCUCUUCACCCACAGAGAAUGAAAGCAUUGGCUAGAGCUCUGCCAUUGCAACCCAGGCUAGAGAGGUCUUCUAAGAAUAAUGGCCAGUUUGUAAAAGCAUCAGCAAGUCUCAAAGGGCAGCCUUGGGGCUUAGGAAGUCUUGAGGAAUUGGAGACUGUGAAAGGUUUUCAGGAAAGCCAAGUAGCUGAACACGUAAGUAGUUCCAACCAAGAAGAGCCAAAAGCUCAAGGUAAAGUUGAAGAAAUGCCUAUGCAAAGGGGAGGCAGCCUUCAGGAAGAAAAUAAAGUGACUCAGAAAUUUCCUAGUCUCAGCCAGCUUUGUAGGGACACGUUUUUCAGGCAGGAAACUGUCAGCCCAUUACUAAGCCGGACAGAAUUCUGUACAGCUCCUCUUCACCAAGACCUGAGUAAUACCUUGCCCUUGAAUUCUCCAAGGUGGCCAAGAAGGUGUCUUCAUGUACCUGUUGCUCUAGGCAUCUCUUCACUUGACUGUGUGCUGGAUCUCACAAUGUUGAAAAUUCAUAACAGUCCCUUGGUAACUGGAGUAGAGCAUCAGGACCAGAGUACGGAGACCAGAAGCCACAGCCCCGAAGGAAAUGUUAGAGGGCGUUCCUCUGAGGCACACACUGCCUGGUGUGGGUCUGUGCGAUCCAUGGCCAUGGGAUCUCAUAGUCAAUCUGGUGUACCAGAGAGCAUUCCUCUGGGGACAGAGGACAGGAUCUCAGCAAGCACCAGCCCCCAAGACCAUGGAAAGGACCUCAGAAUCACCUUGCUGGGUUUCAGUACCAGUGAAGAUUUUGCUUCUGAAGCCGAGGUGGCUGUACAAAAAGAAAUAAGAGUCAGUUCACUGAACAAGGUCUCUAGCCAGCCUGAAAAGAGGGUCAGCUUCUCCUUGGAAGAGGAUAGUGACCAAGCCAGCAAGCCAAGGCAGAAGGCAGAGAAGGAGACUGAGGACGUCGGACUGACCAGCGGUGUUUCCUUAGCACCUGUUUCCCUGCCGAGGGUGCCCAGUCCAGAGCCUAGGCUGUUGGAGCCCUCUGACCAUGCAUCCAUGUGCCUGGCCAUCUUGGAGGAGAUCAGACAGGCAAAGGCCCAGAGAAAGCAGCUUCAUGACUUUGUGGCCAGGGGCACAGUCCUUUCUUACUGUGAAACUUUACUAGAACCCGAAUGUUCUUCAAGGGUUGCUGGCAGGCCUCAGUGUAAACAAAUAGACCAGUCAUCAUCAGACCAGACCAGGAAUGAGGGUGAAGCACCGGGAUUUCAUGUGGCAUCUCUAUCUGCUGAAGCAGGGCAGAUAGAUCUGUUACCUGAUGAGAGGAAAGUCCAGGCCACAUCUCUGUCUGCAGACAGCUUUGAAUCUCUGCCCAAUACGGAAACUGACAGAGAGCCAUGGGAUCCUGUGCAGGCUUUCUCCCAUGCUGCUCCUGCUCAAGACAGGAAACGUCGUACUGGAGAACUGAGGCAGUUCGCGGGAGCAAGUGAACCAUUUAUAUGUCACUCUAGUUCUUCUGAAAUCAUAGAGAAAAAGAAAGAUGCAACCAGAACACCUUCCUCAGCUGAUCCUUUGGCCCCAGACAGUCCUCGUUCUUCAGCACCUGUGGAGGAGGUCAGGAGGGUAGUAUCAAAGAAGGUAGUGGCUGCCUUACCUUCUCAGGCCCCUUAUGAUGAUCCUAGAGUGACUCUGCAUGAGCUAAGUCAGUCAGUUCCGCAGGAGACUGCAGAGGGCAUACCCCCUGGCAGUCAGGACAGCAGCCCAGAGCAUCAGGAACCCAGAACUCUAGACACCACAUAUGGAGAAGUUUCAGAUAAUUUGUUAGUGACUGCACAGGGAGAAAAAACAGCCCAUUUUGAAAGUCAGUCUGUGACCUGUGAUGUUCAGAAUUCUACAAGUGCCUCAGGGCCUAAGCAAGACCAUGUCCAAUGCCCUGAGGCUUCUACUGGCUUUGAAGAAGGUAGGGCAAGUCCCAAACAAGAUACCAUUCUGCCUGGAGCUCUGACAAGGGUUGCACUGGAAGCUCCCACACAGCAGUGUGUGCAGUGUAAGGAGAGUGUUGGGUCUGGGUUGACAGAAGUCUGCAGGGCUGGCAGCAAACAUUCCAGGCCAAUUCCACUGCCAGAUCAAAGACCAAGCGCAAAUCCUGGGGGAAUUGGGGAGGAAGCCCCAUGUAGACACCCAAGGGAAGCUUUAGAUGGCCCUGUCUUCUCAAGGAACCCUGAAGGCAGCAGGACUCUCAGCCCGUCUAGAGGGAAAGAGAGCAGAACUCUUCCUUGCCGACAGCCAUGCAGUUCUCAACCUGUUGCUACUCAUGCUUAUUCCUCCCAUUCCUCUACUUUACUGUGUUUUAGAGAUGGUGACCUAGGGAAGGAGCCUUUCAAGGCUGCCCCACAUACUAUCCACCCACCCUGUGUAGUACCUUCCAGGGCCUAUGAAAUGGAUGAGACAGGAGAGAUCUCUAGGGGACCUGAUGUGCACUUGACACAUGGCCUUGAGCCCAAAGAUGUUAACAGGGAAUUUAGGCUAACAGAGAGCAGCACUUGUGAGCCUUCUACUGUGGCUGCUGUCCUAUCUCGAGCUCAAGGCUGCAGAUCCCCUUCUGCUCCUGACGUGAGGACAGGUUCCUUCAGCCACUCAGCUACUGAUGGAAGCGUGGGGUUAAUAGGGGUUCCUGAGAAAAAGGUUGCUGAGAAGCAAGCAAGCACAGAACUUGAGGCUGCCUCUUUCCCUGCAGGCAUGUACUCUGAGCCCCUGAGGCAGUUUAGGGACAGCUCUGUAGGUGACCAGAAUGCACAGGUGUGUCAAACCAAUCCAGAACCACCUGCAACAACUCAGGGACCACACACCCUGGAUUUAAGUGAAGGGUCUGCUGAGAGCAAGUUGGUGGUAGAGCCACAGCAUGAAUGUUUAGAAAAUACCACUAGAUGUUUUUUGGAAAAGCCACAAUUUUCCACUGAGUUGAGGGAUCACAAUCGCUUGGAUUCCCAAGCCAAGUUUGUAGCAAGGUUAAAACAUACCUGCAGCCCCCAGGAAGACAGUCCCUGGCAGGAAGAAGAGCAGCACAGAGACCAGGCUUCAGGUGGUGGAGAAGGCUUCGCCCAGGGUGUGAAUCCCCUUCCUGAUGAAGAUGGCUUAGAUGGCUGUCAGAUUUUAGAUGCUGGGAGAGAGGAGGUGGCUGUGGCCAAGCCUCCUGUGUCCAAGAUUUUAUCACAGGGCUUCAAAGACCCAGCCACUGUGUCCUUGAGGCAAAAUGAAACACCGCAGCCUGCUGCUCAGAGGAGUGGCCACCUCUACACUGGCAGAGAGCAGCCAGCACCCAACCACAGGGGCUCACUUCCUGUGACUACAAUCUUCUCUGGCCCCAAACACUCCAGGUCCUCCCCCACACCACAGUUCUCAGUUGUCGGCUCUUCUCGUUCUCUUCAGGAGCUGAACUUGAGUGUGGAGCCUCCUUCCCCUACAGACGAAGAUACACAGGGGCCUAACAGAUUGUGGAACCCACAUCUCAGGGGCUAUUCCUCAGGAAAGUCAGUGGCAAGAACAUCUCUGCAGGCUGAGGACAGCAAUCAGAAAGCCUCAUCUCGCUUGGAUGAUGGGACUACCGAUCACAGGCACCUGAAGCCUGCCACCCCUCCUUAUCCAAUGCCUUCCACUCUCUCACACAUGCCAACCCCUGAUUUCACGACCAGCUGGAUGUCUGGUACUUUGGAACAAGCCCAACAGGGAAAGCGAGAGAAACUGGGUGUCCAGGUUAGGCCAGAAAAUUGGUGCUCUCAGAUGGACAAAGGAAUGCUGCACUUUGGCUCCAGUGACAUCAGUCCCUAUGCGCUGCCGUGGCGUCCGGAGGAGCCUGCACGUAUCAGCUGGAAGCAGUAUAUGUCUGGCAGUGCAGUCGAUGUUUCCUGCAGCCAGAAGCCCCAGGGGCUGACACUAUCAAAUGUGGCCCGGUGCUCCAGCAUGGACAAUGGCCUAGAAGACCAGAACUCCCCUUUCCACUCCCACCUCAGCACUUACGCCAAUAUUUGUGAUCUGUCAACCACACACAGCAGCACUGAGAAUGCCCAGGGUUCAAAUGAGGCCUGGGAAGUAUUCCGAGGGAGUUCUUCAAUUGCCUUAGGAGACCCCCACAUCCCGACGAGCCCUGAAGGAGUAGCCCCCACUUCGGGUCAUGACAGAAGGCCUCAGUUCAGGGGCCCUUCUGGUGAAGCAGACUGUCUGAGGAGUAAGCCCCCCUUGGCCAAAGGAAGUGCUGCAGGUCCAGUGGAUGAGAUUAUGCUGCUGUAUCCAUCAGAGGCAGGCUGCCCUGUGGGACAGACCAGGACGAACACAUUCGAACAGGGCACACAGACCCUCGGCAGCAGGCGCCACUGGAGCAGCACUGACAUCUCCUUUGCUCAGCCUGAAGCCAGUGCAGUAUCAGCCUUUGAUCUGGCCUCAUGGACCAGCAUGCACAAUCUGUCUCUCCACCUCUCACAGCUCCUGCACAGUACCUCAGAGCUGCUUGGGAGUCUCUCCCAGCCAGAUGUGGCCAGAAGGGAGCAGAACACCAAGAGGGACAUCCCAGAUAAAGCCCCACAGGCCCUGAUGAUGGAUGGCUCUACUCAGACCACUGUGGAUGAGGGCAGCCAGACUGACCUCACCUUACCCACCCUGUGCCUCCAGACUUCAGAGGCUGAACCUCAGGGAGCCAAUGUGAUCCUUGAAGGGCUAGGCUCAGAUACCUCGACUGUGUCUCAAGAAGAGGGAGAUGUGCCAGGGGUACCUCAGAAGAGAGAGGCAGAGGAAACAGCACAGAAAAUGGCUCAGCUCCUCUAUCUUCAGGAAGAAAGCACUCCCUACAAGCCCCAGAGCCCUUCAAUACCCUCAUCCCACUUGAGGUUUCAGAAAGCCCCCGUUGGGCAGCAUCUUCCUUCUGUGAGCCCCUCAGUUUCUGAUGCUUUCCUGCCUCCCAGCUCCCAGCCAGAGGAGUCAUAUUGCUUAGUUGUCAGCAGUCCCAGUCCCAGCUCCCCUCAUUCCCCAGGGCUCUUUCCCAGUACUUCCGAGUAUCCUGGGGACUCCAGGGUCCAGAAGAAGCUGGGCCCCACAAGUGCUUUGUUCGUGGACAGGGCCUCCUCCCCAAUCCUCACUCUUAGUGCCAGCACCCAAGAGCCGGGUCUUUCCCCAGGCUCUUUGACCCUCUCAGCCCCUUCAACUCACCCUGUUGAAGGCCACCAGAAGCUUGACUCCAGCCCAGACCCUGUUGAUGCCCCAAGGACUCCAAUGGAUAAUUAUUCCCAAACCACUGACGAGUUAGGUGGCUCCCAGAGAGGUAGAAGUUCCUUACAAAGGAGUAAUGGGAGAUCCUUCCUUGAGUUGCACUCCCCACACAGCCCACAGCAGAGUCCAAAACUCCAAUUUAGUUUCUUAGGGCAGCACCCUCAGCAGCUUCAGCCCAGGACAACUAUCGGGGUCCAAAGCAGACUGCUGCCACCACCACUGAGGCACAGGAGCCAAAGGCUGGGCAACAGCUUUGUGCCUGAGAAGGUGGCUUCCCCGGAGCAUUGCCCACUGAGCGGUAGGGAGCCAAGUCAGUGGCAGAGCAGGACAGAAAAUGGAGGUGAGAGUUCAGCAUCUCCAGGGGAACCACAACGCACUCUGGACCGACCUUCUUCAUGGGGAGGCCUCCAGCACCUCAGCCCCUGCCCUGUCUCUGAGUUGACUGAUACUGCAGGGCUCCGAGGUUCUGCCUUGGGCCUCCCUCAGGCCUGCCAACCUGAGGAGUUACUGUGCUUCAGUUGCCAGAUGUGCAUGGCCCCUGAGCACCAGCACCACAGUCUGAGGGACCUCCCGGUGCAUAACAAAUUUAGUAACUGGUGUGGGGUUCAGAAGGGCUCACCUGGGGGGUUGGACAUGACUGAGGAGGAGCUGGGGGCCAGCGGUGAUCUCAGCUCUGAAAAGCAGGAACAGAGUCCCCCACAACCUCCUAAUGACCACAGCCAGGAUUCUGAGUGGUCCAAGAGGGAGCAGAUCCCCCUGCAAGUUGGGGCCCAGAACCUCUCACUCAGCGUGGAACUCACAGAAGCGAAACUGCACCAUGGCUUUGGGGAGGCCGAUGCCCUGCUCCAGGUGCUGCAGAGUGGGACAGGGGAGGCGCUUGCUGCUGAUGAACCUGUGACAUCCACCUGGAAGGAGCUCUAUGCACGGCAAAAAAAGGCCAUUGAGACCCUCAGGAGAGAGCGGGCUGAGCGACUUGGGAACUUCUGCCGGACGCGAAGCCUUAGCCCUCAGAAACAACUGAGCCUCCUGCCCAACAAAGAUCUCUUCAUCUGGGAUCUUGACUUGCCCAGCAGACGCCGAGAAUACCUGCAGCAACUGAGGAAGGAUGUUGUGGAGACCACCAGGAGCCCAGAGUCAGUGUCAAGGUCAGCUCACACACCCUCUGACAUAGAGUUGAUGCUGCAAGACUACCAGCAGGCCCAUGAGGAGGCCAAGGUGGAGAUUGCCCGGGCCCGAGACCAACUGCGGGAGCGGACUGAACAAGAGAAGCUGAGAAUCCACCAGAAGAUCAUUUCCCAGCUAUUGAAGGAAGAGGAUAAACUACAUACCUUGGCCAAUUCCAGCUCCCUGUGCACCAGCUCUAAUGGAAGCCUCUCGUCUGGCAUGACCUCUGGCUAUAAUAGCAGCCCAGCCUUGUCAGGCCAGCUCCAGUUCCCAGAGAAUAUGGGGCAUACAAACUUGCCUGAUUCCAGGGAUGUAUGGAUAGGGGAUGAGCGAGGAGGCCAUUCUGCAGUGAGGAAGAACUCUGCCUACAGCCACAGAGCCUCCCUGGGCAGUUGCUGCUGUUCACCAUCCAGUCUGUCCAGCUUGGGGACCUGCUUUUCCUCCUCCUACCAGGAUUUGGCCAAGCAUGUCGUGGACACUUCUAUGGCUGAUGUAAUGGCUGCUUGUUCGGAUAAUUUGCACAACCUCUUCAGCUGCCAGGCAACUGCUGGCUGGAACUAUCAGGGUGAGGAGCAGGCGGUGCAGCUUUACUACAAGGUGUUUUCUCCCACUCGGCAUGGCUUCCUGGGGGCAGGUGUGGUGUCCCAGCCGCUGUCUCGUGUGUGGGCGGCUGUCAGUGACCCCACUGUGUGGCCCCUGUAUUACAAGCCCAUCCAGACAGCAAGGCUGCAUCAGCGAGUGACCAACAGCAUCAGCCUGGUGUACUUGGUGUGCAACACCACCCUGUGCGCACUGAAGCAGCCACGGGAUUUCUGUUGUGUCUGCGUGGAAGCCAAAGAGGUGCCUGCCUUGGUGGGUCACCUGUCUGUCAUGGCAGCCCAGUCUGUGUAUGAUACAUCCAUGCCAAGACCCAGCAGAAAAAUGGUUCGCGGGGAGAUCCUGCCCAGUGCCUGGAUCUUGCAGCCCAUCACUGUGGAAGGGAAGGAAGUCACCAGAGUCAUCUACUUGGCCCAGGUGGAACUUGGUGCUCCAGGCUUCCCACCUCAGCUCCUGAGCUCUUUCAUCAAACGGCAGCCACUGGUUAUAGCCAGACUGGCUUCCUUCCUUGGUAGGUAGCAUCUCACCGUCAAGAUGGUGCUGCUGAGAUGCAGGCCCAGGCUGCUCAAGAGAGACACUGUGGCAGCUCCUUGUUACUUUCCAUACCACAGUGCAGGAAAAGCUGAUGCUACCUGCUGUGGCCGAUUGGGGCAGACAGCACUGGCCCAGGGAUGCUAGCAAAGCCCAGUCAGUACUUGGUCACAGCUGGCACCAGUGCAGAGCAAACGGCCUGAGCUCCUGGCCCAGACUAUCCAGAGUGAAUGCAGCUCCGCUCACCUUUUGGAUUUCUCACCUUUCUUUCCUGUUUCUGGGACUCUGCGGCAGACAGGACACUUAAGGACCAGGACUGGGCACAGCCAGCAGAGCCGGGGACUGCAGUGCUUUGGCAAGGUGCUUCCGCAGGCUGGUAGGGAAGCAGGCAGCCACUGGCCAAGACUCUGUUCUGAAUCUACCUCCUCUAGCAUUCAGCUCUACUGUGUGAUGGGACGUUAAAAAUACCAAAACAGAAAGAGGGUUUAAAAAACAGCUGCACAAACCAGAACACCGAUUCAGAAUCUUUUCUCCCUCUUGAGUUUUUGCAAAAUACUUUAUUAUUGAUUUUUGCUUUUUUUCUCCCUUUCCCUCCCAGGAGAAGACAUUUGGGUCUUGGCCUGAGGCAGGGGUGUUGAGCGAUGAUGCUCUGAUAUGGAGCUGUCACUCUAGAGCUCGGUCAGAUGGAAGACACUAUAGAACCAGGUUGGACAGAUUUGGGGUCAGGGUUGGAGGCUGAGUUCUUUUGAGGACUGGUUGGAGUGGCAGCCAGAUGGUGGCUGCUGACAAGGCAAGAGGAAUUUCAGAGAUUAAACAUUGUCCUUUGAGGAAGGGAGAGGAGGUGAAUGAACUCCCAGAGGAGGUGAGUGGCUUGUUGGGAGGAAGCUCAGUUCCAGAACUUACCUCAGUGCACUUGGGAGGGGUGGAGUCCUGAGCAUUCCAUGAUUUCUGCCCUGGCCCCACCUAUCCUAGGAUGGGGUGGGAUGGAGAGUGGGUUCAGUUUUCUUGUACUUUAGCCUGGCUGAACAUGAACUUUGUGUUUACCUGGAAGUGGUAGGGGUGGGAGAGAUUCUCAUCUUUAGUUCUGGUGCCCAAAAUCUUUGGUAGAUGGAGGGAACUGGGGAUUCAGAAGAUGUGGUAAAGGUCUAUUUCUGUAGUGUGGCAGAGAUGUGUUUUUCUAAAGUGUUUGCAGGGCAUUUUUCCCUCUUACCUCAGAUUAAGUUAUUUAUAUAUUGUUGAUUGAAGGUUUUUUAAAAUUGCUUUUAAACUUCUAUUUCUCGGGUAAAUUUUUUGGUGACAUGAUAUAUUUAACACCCUAUUUAUAUACUCCUACCUCUUUUCAUAUAAAUCUCUUACUAAGACUACUGACCAAAAAAGAACAUUUUAAAAUUAAAAGUCCUCUGUGUACUUUA